Molecule: messenger RNA, 1131 nt
Organism: Trichobilharzia regenti
Lineage: Eukaryota; Metazoa; Platyhelminthes; Trematoda; Strigeidida; Schistosomatidae
Source: the annotation of a GenBank genome assembly
AUGAUCAAGUCACAUGACCACUAUUCUAGAAUCUUCGACCAAGGUUACACGAAGAACUGCAUAAUGCUGGUCACUGCAAUUUGUUUGCGUCGUAGUCAUCAUGUCUUGAAGUUGGCUAAUCAGAUGCACAAUUCGACACCUUUCGUGAAACCAUCUUUAUCAAAACAGAUUGUUCGAUCUUUCCGAAUAUUCCCGGUAGUCAAUAAUUCAGUGCGCAGACGUGCAGGACGCAUCAAUCUAAAAGCAGGAUCUGAAGAUUCAUUCACUAUUGAUAAAAACCGAGCUUUAAUUGGAGCAGCUGCUGCAGUCGGUAUUGGAGGCCUUUGUAUUUAUGGUUUGACUGCAAAAGAUGGUUCGGUUUCGGCGUUUGAUCGAUCAGUUGCAUGGCCAGAUUACGUCAGACAGCGUAUUCGAGCAACGUAUGGUUACUUACUGGGUAGUGCUGCAAUAACAGCUGGCUCUACACUCGCCUUUUUCCAGUCUCCGGCUAUGUGUCGUUUAAUGCUGAGUGGUGGUUGGCUUGCUCCUAUUGGAAUGGCAAUACUAAGUAUGGGUGCAGGAGUUGUAUGCCAGUCAAUUUCUUAUCCAGAGUCUGGUCUAGGUGCUAAACACUUGGCGUGGGUCGUAUAUUCUAUUAGUUUGGGUGGAAUGUUGAUGCCUGUCUGUCUGGUUGGUGGACCAAUUCUUACUCAAGCGGCUUUGUACACUGGAGGUAUAGUCGGUGGUCUUUCAUUGGUUGCGGCGACGGCACCAUCAGAUCGUUUCCUCAAGUGGGGAGGUCCUUUAGCUAUCGGCUUAGGCGUGGUUGUUGUGUCAUCAGUUGGUUCCAUGUUCCUAUCUCCUGUCAGUCGUUUGGGAUCUGGUCUGGCGUCUAUCAGUCUCUAUGGUGGUCUCCUUCUCUUCUCUGGAUUUUUGUUAUACGACACACAACAUGUGAUUAAACGUGCAGAGACACAUCCACCUCCAAAUUUCUAUUCCCCUGCUCUGUCUCAUCAAAUGCGUUUUCAACAUCCAGAAACUUUGAAACCAUUCGAUCCAAUCAAUAAUUCCAUUCGAAUUCUUCUGGAUGCUGUGAACAUUUUCGUUCGUAUGGUCGUAAUAUUAUCAGGCGGUGGACAGCGUAGAAAAUGA